UCCUCCCAGCCUGCUGCCUCCUCCCAGCCUGCUCCCUCCAUGGCUGCUGCGUCCGGGGUGGUGGAUGACAGUGGCAUGCCAGGGUUGGACAAAGUUGACAGCUUGGCAGAGUAUCUGGUGGAGCUGAGAAACCAGACCGCUCUGUACCUGAACAACCAGCAGGUGAGCACCAUUGUUGCUCUGUGGCAGAACCUGCCGGACCACGACAGGCAGAGGGUGGUGUUUGCUGCCAGACACCAGAGCAGGCUGGACACAGGGAGAUUUAGGUCUCCAAAAAAGCGGCAGGAGUUCACUCCAGGGACGGAGAGUGUGAAGAGGCACGCACUCACCACCACUGCCCCACUUGCCCAGUGGCCAGAUUGCUGCCGCCUGAUUGAAACUAUCUUUGUCAGGCUCUGUGCCAUUCACCGCAGUCCCAAGAAGAAGGGGACUGGCACAGUGUCAAGAUGGGAUCUCAUCCUUCUUGACUACAGGAAGAUCAGGCAGCUCAUUCUGUGCAAUGGGGCGGUAAUGCAGCAGACCACCCUGCAGCUGGUGGAUGUGAGCCACACCACCCUGGUGCAGUGGCACAAUAAGAGGGUGAAGAGGCAGGAAAAUAUGGUGGUGAUGCAGGGGCUGAACCUGCCCAGCCGCUUGUCUGUGGCAGCUAACCCUCUUCCCUCUGCUAAUGUGCGCCCCUCGUCUGCUCCCCCCCAGCCAGGCCCAGCUCACCAGUACCACCUGCCCAGCAGCACCGUGGGCCUGGCGAAGUUGAAGAGGAAAGUAUCACCCUCGGUGGCAACACCCAUGGCUGUCAAUCCCCAGCAGCAGCUCCUCCCUGCUCCACCAUCAGGUCCUCAGCUGCGUCCCCAGCAGCUCUUCCCUGCUCCACCAUCAGGUCCUCAGCUGCGUCCCCAGCAGCUCUUCCCUGCUACACCAUCAGGUCCUCAGCUGCGUCCCCAGCAGCAGCUCUUCCCUGCUACACCAUCAGGUCCUCAGCUGCGUCCCCAGCAGCAGCUCUUCCCUGCUCCACCAUCAGGUCCUCAGCUGCGUCCUCAGCGGCAGCUCUUCCCUGCUCCACCCAGCCCUCAGUUCAUGAUGCUGGUUCCAGUAACCCCAGGUGCUGCUCCACAGACCCUGGGGUUCAGCCUUUCCUCUGCCCCUCCUGCUCCUGCUCCAGUCCCCCGAAAACUGACCCGAAAGGUGCUGCACAACACGUGCAAAAAAUGCGGACAGUUCAGGACGGCGGAGACUGGACACAGCCAAUACAAGGGUGUGGUUUACUGCCCCUCUGUAGAGGCUGUACCAAAGGAGCAGUGUUUGGAGGACAUGAAAAGGAAUAAAUAAAUGUUUUUACUGGAUGCUUUUUUUAUGUAAAUACUUUUAUUUAAUGUUAGUUUUUAUUCAGUUAUAAUGUUCAAUUUUCUAUGAAAGGGACUGUUUACCCCACUAUCAGAGGCAUGUGCCCUGGACACUUUUUUAUGUUUAUAGUUUUAUAUUAUAUUUAAUGUUAAUCUUCAAUAAGUUAUAAUGUUCAAUUUUCUAUGAAAGGGACUGUUUACCCCACUAUCAGAGGCAUGUGCCCUGGAUACUUUUUUAUGUUUAUAGUUUUAUAUUAUAUUUAAUGUUAAUCUUAAAUAAGUAAUUAUUUUUAAACUAUACUAUUUUAA
This is a messenger RNA of Micropterus salmoides (largemouth bass), 1649 nucleotides long. RefSeq lists its product as uncharacterized. The coding region runs from base 40 to 1326 and encodes 428 amino acids. Lineage: Eukaryota; Metazoa; Chordata; Actinopteri; Centrarchiformes; Centrarchidae. The record is from RefSeq and is a predicted model, not a curated record. The transcript has 3 exons.